Fragaria vesca subsp. vesca is the source of this 898-nucleotide messenger RNA. RefSeq lists its product as uncharacterized. The transcript has 3 exons. The record is from RefSeq and is a predicted model, not a curated record. The coding region runs from base 212 to 898 and encodes 228 amino acids. Lineage: Eukaryota; Viridiplantae; Streptophyta; Magnoliopsida; Rosales; Rosaceae.
UAUGGGAUACGAAGGAGUUGCUGUUCGCGAUGAUGCUAUGGCAUCCGACUCGCCUAACCUUGAAGAUUAUUAGGCUAGAACAUCCGAACAAGAUGUUGCUAGGGAGCGCCAUCGGUUGGAGCUUAGGCAACAACAUGAUUUCUCAGCUGGAUCAGGUAGCGCAUUUGAGCGUUUAUCAGACUGCAAGAUUGUGGAUCCGGUUCGCGGAAAGAUGCCCAGCGAAUCAAUUCGGGAGCUUGUUCAUCAGUUUUAUCUUCCUGAAAAGCUAUCGUGUCGUCCUUUGAAGGAUAAGGAUUCAAUUGUUUGUCCGGCCAAUGGUACCUUAAUUUUUCUGUCUCAACUCCGUGCGGGCUUAGAACUUCCUCUGUCUCCUGAGGUUCACUAUGCCAUAGCAGAGCUAGGGAUAGCCAUUGGUCAAAUAUGCCCUAUCACGUUGAAGAUAAUUCAUUUGGUUUUCUUGAUUUGGAAGGUAGUGGGUUUAGUUGUCCCUUCUCGUGUGGAAAUUCUCUACUUCUUUGCUCUCAAAUAUUCUCAGAGGGACCAUUGUCAUGGGACUGUUUAUUUGACCCCGCGGAGCGUUGGCCAUUAUAGGUUGUUCGACAUUCCUGACUUUGGUUCAUCAUUGUGCUCGGGUGCCUUUGUCGCAGUGUCUGUUUGGGAAAAGGAUGCGGGCUGUGUUUCCCAAUAUCACCUAGGUCUUGAGGUGUCACGUACUUUUUGUGCUGCAAAGUUAGGCUGUGUCACGCAUGACAUGCCCCCAAGAUCAUUCUAUUUUGACGAAGGCAGAGGAAAAGUGAAAAGGGCCAAGGUUGCGCCUCAGAAGGUGCUUGAAUCUGCUGCGAGAGAAAUCGUUUCUAACAGUCAAUGUGCUCAACAGUUCACACAUGAAGUUCCCUAG